This is a messenger RNA of Exophiala viscosa, 776 nucleotides long. RefSeq lists its product as uncharacterized. The transcript is spliced from 2 exons. The record is from RefSeq and is a predicted model, not a curated record. Bases 104 to 715 code for a protein of 203 amino acids. Lineage: Eukaryota; Fungi; Ascomycota; Eurotiomycetes; Chaetothyriales; Herpotrichiellaceae.
GGUUUGCGGCCGCCCGCCAACGGUCGCCCAUCGUCACUAUUGCUCUCUCAAGAAGUACCCUCAAGCUAGAAGCAUACAUCCAGACCUGAAAUCUUGAGGAAACAUGGCCGUUCCACUAAUAGCUCCUUGCCUCUUCAAUAUGUACCAGAUGCCACUAACAGCGUCCAACAACGAAUAUUCUUGCAGUCCGCUCUACCAGCAGUCGAUUGAACGGAGUCAAAAGGAGCGCAACCUUCGCUCGCAACGCGUCGGAGGCGCCCCAGUACGCAAAGACCAGAAAACUCUGUCCCCGGCAUACAGCACGUCGAACAACGACUCGUACACCCGUCCCUCGACCAACGGUCCCCCAGCAUACACAGACCGCAGCAUCAGAGGCACCAACGAGCACGCCGGGCGACAGCCAGGCGAUCUCCUCCCUACGUAUGACGCCGCGAUAGGCCGCCAGCCAGAGGAUCCGGCUAAACGUGAUGAGGCCACACUCUUGUCUGUAAGAGAGGAGAAAUCACGGCUACGCAGGGGGGAAGAGCAGUAUCGCCAGUUGCGCGAUGACAAGGCUAUGGUGCAGACACUGAGUCGUGACGACCUCGAAGAACCCGAAGUGCAGGGCGAGAGGAGCGACAAAACGGAUGGACGCCGCAAGAGCACGGCUCGCAAGAUAGGGCGGUGGUUCGCGGACACGGCAAGCGGAUUUACCGCGAAGCAGGAAAGGGAAUGAGAGAUUGGCGUGAGUGACAGUCACAAUCAAACCAGAUUAUUGCUAUAUGCUCCGAUUUGAG